Molecule: messenger RNA, 1394 nt
Organism: Schistocerca americana (American grasshopper)
Lineage: Eukaryota; Metazoa; Arthropoda; Insecta; Orthoptera; Acrididae
Product: facilitated trehalose transporter Tret1-like
Exons: 5
Coding region: 107-1261 (384 amino acids)
Biological process (GO): transmembrane transport
Cellular component (GO): membrane
Molecular function (GO): transmembrane transporter activity
Source: RefSeq, a predicted model, not a curated record
CCCCUCGCAGGGGUCGUGGGCGGGGUCUCUGCCGUCGCUGGGCGCCGCCGUGGGCCCCUGGCUGGGCGGCUGGCUGUCCGACAAGCUGGGCCGCAAGGCCACCGUCAUGCUGGGCGCCGCGCCCAUCGUGCUCAGCUGGGUGGCACUCAUCUUCUGCGAGUACGAACCCGUCUGGCUGUGCGUCGUGCGCUUCGUGUCCGGCCUCGGCGUCGGACUCAUCUUCGCCGCCAUGCCGACCUACGUGGGGGAGAUCGCUCAGGCAGACGUCAGAGGCGCGCUCUCCUCGCUGAUCCAGGUCUCGAUGACGACCGGCUUCAUGAUCGACUACUGCGUGGGCCCGUUCGUCUCGUACACAACACUGGCGAUCAUUGGGAUGGUGACGCCGCUGGUGGCCGUGGCGUGCUUCGCCUGGAUGCCCGAGUCGCCCUACUACCUGCUGGCUGUGGGAAAGGACGCCGCCGCGGAGAAGUCGCUGCGCUGGCUGCGGGACACAGACCGCGACGUCAUGUCGGAACUGCGUCAGAUGAAGAAAGCCGUGGAGGAGUCCAGGCUGAACGAGCCCUCGGUGCUGGACCUGUUCCGGUCGCGCCGCUGCCGCCGCGCGCUGGCCAUCUCUCUGGGCGUGGUGUGCUCCGAGCAGAUCCAGGGCAUCAACGCCGUGCUCUUCUACAGCCAGAGCAUCUUCAUCGCGGCAGGUGGUUCCGUCAGCGACAUCGUGGCGCCCAUGAUCAUCAACGGCACCAUGCUCGUGGAGUCGUGCUUCGCUCCCUUCCUGGUGGACCGGGUGGGACGCAGGCGGCUGCUGCUCUUCUCUUCUACCGGCAUGUGUCUGGCGCUGAUUCCUUUGGGCGUAUUCUUCGUUUUGAGCGACGCAAAGCAGGAUGUGGAGAGUAUCGGAUGGAUUCCCGUCACAGCCCUAAUCUUCUAUAUUAUCGUCUAUACACCAGGUUACGGCUGCCUACCAUUCACGGUAUCUGGCGAAGUCUUCCCACCCAACGUGAAGAUCGUGGCGAUGCCGAUGGCCGCAUGCGUGUCUUGGUUCAUGUCCUUCAUAGUCACCAGGUUCUACGAAGACAUCGCCCUCGCAGUGGGAAACGGCGGUCCCUUCUUCGUGUUCGCGGGAUGCGCACUACUCGUAACGAUUUACGUCUACUUUGUGGUGCCGGAGACGAAGGGGAAGACUCUUGAAGAAAUACAAGAGAUGCUCGGCGAGGAGAAGGGCGCGCCCGUCGGACCUGUGCUGCCAGCGAUCGGUAGUUAGAGAACUCUGCUGUGGGAUAUUCUGUGCCGGGAGCUGUUUCGAUAUGUGGAAGUGUUAAUAGACAGUGGCUUCUUCUUGUGAUAGUAUGUCCAGAGUUGCCAAUACUUCGAUGGAGCACCUCAAGAAGAGGAAG